AUUGAGGUUCGUCAACUGUUCCCACAACCAGGAUGGGUAGAAAUGGAUCCAUUGGAGAUAGUCGACACCGUGAAAGAAUGCAUCAUAAAGGUUGUAGAAAAAUUGCAAAAAUUAGGGAUUUCACCCGAUGAGAUUAAGUCCGUUGGCAUCGCCAACCAAAGAGAUUGUAAAUUGUUCCAGAAACUAGCAUAG
Molecule: messenger RNA, 192 nt
Organism: Strongylus vulgaris
Lineage: Eukaryota; Metazoa; Nematoda; Chromadorea; Rhabditida; Strongylidae
Source: the annotation of a GenBank genome assembly